ACGUUUCAUAAGAGCUCCCAGCGACUCCAGGGGCACAGCUGCACCAUAAAACCCCUCCACCCGCCCUCCAAUUGACGCCUCCACUUCGACCAGUCAUCAUGGCUUCCAUUCAGAGAUUCGUCAUCUCCUUUCCUACUGAUCCUUUCGGUCACUUUCGUGUUCUUUGCACAGACCUCCUGGAGGCGACAAAGGGACCCAAGAUUACCCACAAGAGUCUACUUCGACAUGUACCCACGGCGAUGAAGAGCUCGGACGCAUUGUCAUUGGCCUCUACGGCAAUGACAGUCCCCAAGACUGCCGAAAACUUCCGCGCUCUAGCAACUGGAGAGAAAGGCUUCGGCUACGAAGGCUCCACUUUCCACCGCGUCAUCAAUCAGUUCAUGAUUCAAGGAGGUGACUUUACUCGUGGUGACGGCACUGGCGGCAAGUCGAUCUACGGCGCGAAGUUCCCCGACGAGAACUUCAAGCUCAAGCACACUCGCAAGGGUCUCCUCAGCAUGGCCAACUCGGGCAAAGACACCAAUGGAUCCCAGUUUUUCAUCACUACAGUCGUGACAAGCUGGCUUGAUGGCCGCCACGUUGUCUUUGGCGAAGUUAUUGAGGGCUACGAUGUCGUUGACAAGAUCGAGAACGUGCCCAAGGGCUCGGGCGACAAACCGGUCAAGACGGUCAAAAUUGCCAAGAGCGGGGAGCUCGAGGUGCCUGAGGAAGGUAUACACGCCGAACUCUAAGCCAGUGCGGAAUCACGCUGGCUUGCAAGGUUGGAGAGCUGCUGAUAGUUUCUUUCUCUCAAGAUACAUAUGGUGUUGCGGAGCCUGUUAGUGCAGAUGAGAAUCUCGACAUCACUGCACCCAAGCCAAAAGCGAGCAGCGUCGUGGACGUUGCUUCGCCCCCUGCCGCUAAAGGGGACAAGUCUAAGACCCAGGUUCCUAUAUCAACCUCAGCUGUGGAGGGACUAUCGACUGCGCAGAAACUCUUCUUCGUUGGAGCAAUCGUUGGAGUAUGUGCGAUAUUCUUGCGAUCGCGCG
Molecule: messenger RNA, 1028 nt
Organism: Parastagonospora nodorum SN15
Lineage: Eukaryota; Fungi; Ascomycota; Dothideomycetes; Pleosporales; Phaeosphaeriaceae
Exons: 5
Coding region: 99-731 (210 amino acids)
Biological process (GO): protein folding; protein peptidyl-prolyl isomerization
Cellular component (GO): endoplasmic reticulum; fungal-type vacuole
Molecular function (GO): peptidyl-prolyl cis-trans isomerase activity
Source: RefSeq, a predicted model, not a curated record